This is a messenger RNA of Schizosaccharomyces osmophilus, 1641 nucleotides long. RefSeq names its product chaperonin-containing T-complex theta subunit Cct8 (gene cct8). Gene Ontology annotation, cellular component: chaperonin-containing T-complex. Bases 1 to 1641 code for a protein of 546 amino acids. Gene Ontology annotation, biological process: protein folding. The transcript has 5 exons. The record is from RefSeq and is a predicted model, not a curated record. Gene Ontology annotation, molecular function: ATP binding; ATP-dependent protein folding chaperone; ATP hydrolysis activity. NCBI's taxonomy places the organism in Eukaryota, Fungi, Ascomycota, Schizosaccharomycetes, Schizosaccharomycetales, Schizosaccharomycetaceae.
AUGGCUUUGCGAGUUCCUAAGGCCUCUGGGCCUCAAUUAUUUCGCGAAGGCUAUAGAAUCAUGCAAGGCGUCGAAGAUGCCGUGAUUCGUAACUGUCAUGCCAUUCGUGAAUUGUCUGAAAUUACUAGGACAUCUUUGGGACCUAAUGGAAAAAAUAAAAUUGUUGUAAACCAUCUUCAACAAACAUUCCUCACAAAUGAUGCCGCAACCAUUAUAAGAGAGUUAGAAGUCAUUCAUCCUGCAGCCAAACUCGUUGUCGAUGCUACGAAACAGCAAGAAAAUGAGCUCGGUGAUGCCGCAAACUUUGUGAUCGUAUUUUGUGGUGAAUUGUUAGCAAAGACCGAAAAUAUGAUUCAUAUGGGUUUAACUCCUUCAGAGAUUGCAAAAGGUUAUGAAAUGGCGUAUAGCCAUGUUGCAAAAGCAUUAGAGGAAAUUGUUGCAGACAAAAUUGAAACCGUGGAAAAUGAAGAAGGUUUAAUCAAGGCUAUUCGCACUUGUAUCUCUUCCAAGCAAUAUGGCAACGAAGAUUUCCUUUCGGACUUGGUUGCUAAAGCUAUCCUCACUGUUCUUCCUAAAGAUCCUACAAAAUUCAAUGUAGAUAACAUUCGAGUUGUGAAGAUUAUGGGUGGUAGUCUUUAUAAUUCUCAAGUUGUAAAGGGUAUGGUCCUCCCUAGAGAGCCAGAAGGAACUGUCCAACGGGUAAAGAAGGCUAAGGUUGCCAUUUUCUCUUGCCCGUUAGAUAUUUCUCAAACUGAAACUAAGGGUACCGUUUUGUUGCACAAUGCUCAAGAAAUGCUUGAUUUCUCUAAAGGAGAAGAACAACAAAUUGAGUCCCAUAUUAAGGAGAUUCACGAUGCAGGUGUUCGCGUCGUUGUUACUGGAGGAAAUGUCAAUGAUCUAGUUUUGCAUUAUUUAAACCGUUUUGAAAUUGCAGUCGUGCGCGUUCCCAGUAAGUUUGACCUUCAUCGCUUAUGCCGUGUCGUAGGUGCUACUCCUUUGUCUCGUGUUGGUGUUCCUAUGCCUGAAGAAAUGGGGUCCGUUGACAUUGUCGAGACCAUAGAGAUUGGUGGCGAUCGUGUUACCGUCUUCCGUCAAGUGGAAGAUAUUACAAGGACUGCUACAAUUGUCUUGCGUGGUGCUACUAAGACUUAUUUGGAUGAUAUUGAACGUGCUAUAGAUGACGGUGUUAAUAUUGUUAAAGCUCUUGUUAAGGAUAACCGUUUACUUUACGGAGCAGGAGCAAGCGACAUGCAGCUUUGUACUAGACUUAUUUCGAUUGGUGAAAAGACACCAGGAAUUUAUCAACAUGCUAUUAAGCAGUACGGUGAGGCCUUUGAAGUUAUACCUAGAACUAUUUCAGAAAAUGCCGGUUUGGAUUCUACAGAUAUUCUAAGCAAAUUGUAUGCCGCUCACCAAAAGGAAGGUGGUGAAUCCAUUGGAGUUGACGUUGAAUGUGAGGAUGAAGGUGUUCUCGAUGCUAAGAAAGGUCAAUUGUUUGAUGUGUUGGCUGCCAAACACUCUGCGAUUAGACUUGCAACAGAAGCCGUGUUAACAGUUUUGAACGUUGACCAGGUCGUUAUGUCAAAACCUGCAGGCGGUCCUAAACCUCCUGGACCUAAUCCAAACUGGGAUGAUGAUUAA